This is a messenger RNA of Hevea brasiliensis (rubber tree), 1633 nucleotides long. RefSeq lists its product as uncharacterized. Gene Ontology annotation, biological process: protein transport. Bases 112 to 1353 code for a protein of 413 amino acids. The record is from RefSeq and is a predicted model, not a curated record. The transcript is spliced from 5 exons. NCBI's taxonomy places the organism in Eukaryota, Viridiplantae, Streptophyta, Magnoliopsida, Malpighiales, Euphorbiaceae.
UCCUUCCUUGAGGUAUUAACAUUCCUGGGAAAAAGGGUUUACUUUGUUCCCUCAGGGUUCUCGUGUUGCUUAACUAAAACCGGGUCCAAGCAACACAGUUAGCAAAAAGAUAUGGAGGCCCUUGUAGAUACUUUUCUUGGAAGGAAGUUCAAGACCUCCCGAUUCAAGAUUCUAGCAAAACUAGCAAUCUCUAGGGUUGCCAUCCUCAGGAACCAAAGACAAGUCCGGUAUUCCCAUGCAAAGUCUGAUGUUGUUGAGCUCUUGAACCUUGGCCAUCAAGAACAAGCUCUUCUUCGUGUUGAGCAUGUGAUCAAGGAGCAAAAUAUGAUGGAUACAUUUGCUAUGAUAGAGGACUAUUGCUACCUUCUUAUAGAUAGGGUUAUGCUCCUCAAGAAGGACAAGGAAUGUCAUGAUGACCUCAAGGAGGCGAUUUCAAGCUUGAUCUUUGCAUCUUCCAGAUGUGGGGAAUUUCCAGAACUGCAAAAAAUUCGUGCAAUUUUUGUUACAAGAUUCGGGAGAGAAUUUGCUGCUUGUGCUGUUGAGUUGCGCAACAACUGUGGAGUGAAUUCUAAGAUUAUGCAAAAGCUUUCAACACGACGGCCAAGCUUGGAAAGUAGAUUGAAAGUCCUGAAGGACACUGCUUUUGAGAAUGGUAUCGUCCUGAAUUUGGUGGAAGAUGCUUCUCUUGUUGUUGAGGAGAAAUUGGAUGUCAACCAAAAGCAAAAGCAGCAAGAAUCUUAUAAAUCAGUUAAAUUGCAAGAUACUGAGCCUGAAGAUGAAACCCACGUUUUGCCUGAGGAGUUGAUCCCAGGUGAGCAGUUAUCUGCAUCAUUGAAAGCAAGAAAGAAGUAUAGAGAUGUAGCUGCUGCUGCUCUACAGGCCUUCGAAUCAGCAGCUGAUGCAGCAGCAGCUGCAAGAGCUGCUGUUGAACUCUCUAGAUCCAAAUCUCAGGACACUGAUCAAGAUUAUCACAGUGGUUGUAGCCAUGGGGGAACCAAACAUGAUCUAGAGGACAGAAAAAACUUGAAUAAUGCAUCGAUUUUUGAAAAAAUCCAUCCAAUUGACAACACUAGUUCAGAAUCAGAAGGUGAAGAUCAUCUCAAAGCUUUGUCAAGGAGCAAAAAUAAGCCUGGGCUAAUAGGCAGGACACCAUAUACUUUAAGUUCAGAUUCUAACAGAAACACUCCAUCACUAAAGCACCAGGACUUGGAUUCUUAUAUAAAGCCUAGUUUUCCCACAAAUGAGAUCCAAAAUAUUGGUCAGUACAAAGCAGAUGGCGAGGAAUAUAGUUCAGAUAAGGAUGGGAGUAAGACUCCAUACAGAUCCCCAAAGUGGAUUCUACGGAAGCCUUAAUCUGAUUCCAUGGUAAAUCCCAUGGAAGGAAUAUCUAAGUUGAAUGACACACAUAGGGCAAAUUUGGCAGAGCAAUUAAAUUCAAAGCACUCAAGACUAGACAGGAGGCCCCUAUCAAUGAGAACUAGGAAGUACAGGGGGACUGAAAAGUAGAAAUGAUGAGAAGUGCAAUUUAUUUUUUCUUGGUUUCUGAGGUUCAAUAUCAAACACAUUUCUUUAUUUAUAAAAAUAAUCAGAUGACAUGUAGUUGAAUAAUGAAAUAAAGAUUCAAAUUUUUCUA